Messenger RNA from Sphaerodactylus townsendi, 3869 nucleotides. It is a transcript of the gene KLHL20, whose product is annotated as kelch like family member 20. Lineage: Eukaryota; Metazoa; Chordata; Lepidosauria; Squamata; Sphaerodactylidae. Gene Ontology annotation, molecular function: protein binding. Bases 309 to 2138 code for a protein of 609 amino acids. The record is from RefSeq and is a predicted model, not a curated record. The transcript is spliced from 13 exons.
AACAGGCAGCGGGCAGUUUCCGGGGCUGAUUGACGCUGGGGGGGUUGCUAAUGCCAUCGGAGAAACCGGGAAACGGCGGCUCUGCUCCCCCGCCUCACCUCCUCCACAAGUGGCAGAGCCUGUGUCGGGCACCUCUGCAGCCCCAAGACGGAUGUUUCGUCAGAAUAAGCUGCUGUUCCCAGCUAGAAGCCCAUGGAUAAAAUGAGUUGAAGUCAGGAAUUGUUGAUAUACCAAGGCUUGUGAGUCAUCUCUACCGCAUCACCUGGUCUGGCAGAGAAACGUGGGGCAAAAACUUCUCUUUGCAGUGCAUGGACGGAAAGCCAAUGCGCAGGUGUGCUAAUAAUCGAGCAGGUGAAACCGGAAUGGAUGUCACAAGCCGCUGCACCCUUGGAGAUCCCAACAAGCUGCCCGAAGGGGUGCCGCAGCCCGCUCGCAUGCCUUACAUCUCGGACAAGCACCCUCGGCAGACUCUGGAGGUCAUCAACCUGCUGCGGAAGCACCGGGAGCUGUGCGAUGUGGUGUUGGUUGUGGGGGCCAAGAAGAUCUAUGCCCACCGGGUGAUCCUAUCAGCCUGCAGUCCUUACUUUCGAGCCAUGUUCACGGGGGAGCUGGCAGAGAGUCGGCAGACCGAGGUGGUCAUCAGAGACAUUGACGAAAGGGCCAUGGAGUUGCUGAUUGAUUUUGCAUACACUUCUCAGAUUACAGUGGAAGAGGGUAAUGUCCAGACCUUACUGCCAGCCGCCUGCCUCCUCCAGCUAGCUGAGAUCCAGGAAGCCUGCUGUGAGUUCCUGAAAAGACAGUUGGAUCCUUCCAAUUGCCUUGGUAUCAGAGCCUUUGCCGAUACCCACUCAUGCCGUGAACUGCUGAGAAUUGCUGACAAAUUCACCCAGCAUAACUUCCAAGAGGUGAUGGAGAGUGAGGAGUUCAUGCUGCUUCCAGCCAACCAGCUCAUCGACAUCAUCUCCAGCGACGAGCUGAACGUCCGGAGUGAAGAGCAGGUGUUCAACGCUGUGAUGGCAUGGGUAAAAUACAGCAUUCAGGAGAGGCGACCUCAGCUCCCCCAGGUGUUGCAACACGUCCGGCUACCUCUGCUCAGUCCAAAGUUCCUGGUGGGCACAGUUGGUUCAGAUCCAUUAAUUAAAAGCGAUGAAGAAUGUAGGGACCUAGUGGAUGAAGCCAAGAACUAUCUGCUGUUGCCCCAAGAGCGGCCACUGAUGCAGGGUCCAAGAACUCGCCCACGCAAACCCAUCCGCUGUGGAGAAGUGCUCUUUGCAGUGGGUGGCUGGUGCAGCGGGGAUGCAAUUUCCAGUGUUGAGCGUUACGACCCUCAAACCAACGAGUGGCGGAUGGUGGCUUCUAUGAGCAAAAGGCGGUGCGGCGUUGGUGUCAGCGUCUUGGAUGACCUUUUGUAUGCAGUGGGGGGUCACGAUGGUUCCUCCUAUCUUAACAGUGUAGAACGAUACGACCCAAAGACAAAUCAAUGGAGUAGCGAUGUGGCGCCCACCAGCACCUGCAGAACCAGUGUAGGGGUGGCAGUUCUUGGUGGCUACCUGUAUGCUGUGGGUGGCCAGGAUGGUGUUUCUUGCCUCAAUAUUGUCGAAAGGUAUGACCCAAAAGAGAACAAAUGGACUCGAGUGGCUUCCAUGAGUACCAGGCGCCUUGGGGUCGCUGUGGCUGUGCUAGGGGGCUUCCUUUAUGCUGUUGGGGGCUCUGAUGGGACAUCUCCUUUGAACACAGUGGAGCGCUACAACCCCCAGGAAAACCGUUGGCACACAAUAGCACCCAUGGGUACCCGGCGUAAGCAUCUAGGUUGUGCAGUAUACCAAGAUAUGAUAUAUGCUGUUGGAGGUAGAGACGACACUACAGAACUUAGCAGCGCAGAGCGAUAUAACCCCAGGACCAACCAGUGGUCUCCUGUGGUGGCCAUGACAUCACGCCGUAGCGGGGUUGGUCUUGCUGUGGUGAAUGGACAGCUCAUGGCCGUGGGAGGCUUUGAUGGAACAACAUACUUGAAGACCAUUGAAGUGUUUGACCCGGAUGCUAACACGUGGAGACUCUAUGGAGGAAUGAACUACCGUCGUCUUGGUGGCGGCGUAGGAGUUAUCAAAAUGACACAUUGUGAAUCUCAUAUAUGGUAAACAACCAAUGAGAGGAAUACCUUCCUCUGUGUUCAUUCCUGUCAAAACUGAUCAGCCUGAUGACUUCUGAGUUCUCUGAGGCUCUAGUAAAAGCACGAUCACUUAUAUUCUUUGCCGGUGCCUCUUCUUGUGGGAAUGUAAUGGACGUUGAACACAUUUUCCCCUCCUGUCGUACUGUUACAGAAGACCAUCCUACUUUCUUCAGCAAACGGACUGGAGCAUGUAGUUUUCCUUGUCUGUCUCUUCCCUUCAUCCUGACUUACUGAACAAACUGGAAUUUGAUGUUACUCUUAACUUAGUAAUAACUUAAGACCUCAAAGUGGACUUAAGGUCUGUCAAACAAUGGCCCACUCAAAGAACGGCAUCUGUCCUGAAGGUGAGUGUGUAUCUGACACAUUCUUCUAUCAUUUAACCUUCUCUACAGAGAAUUUGGUCAACCAUUAUCACAUCUACUCUUAUCUCACUGAAAUUGAAGGUAGUUGUGUAAGCCCCCAUUUAUUUCACCAAGAGCAAGGUAAGAGAUGCUGCAAUAGUUCUAGCAGAUACGUUGAGCCUUUUUCCAUUGAAUUUUUAUCUUUUUUUAUACUAUAAGAACUUUUACGUUAACUUUAAAUGGGUGGAUUGUUACAUGCAGCUUUCCAGAUGAAGUAAUUUGCAAAUUCUGAUCACUGUGUAGGUUUUUGAAAGCAGAAAGCUAUAUCCUGAAGUUGUCAGUCUCAUGGGAAAACUGAAAACAAAUGAUUAGUGUGCAUAGUGUCUUAAGCAAAGAACAGAAGUGUAACAACCAGGAGUAUAACACACACUGUGGGUAAUUUCAUCCCAAACACUGGGAUGAGCAAGAACGUACUAAUAUGCUCCUCAUUUCAGUGAAGCAUCUCCUGAGAAUGUGUCCCUUUGCUUCAAUAAUGAGGCUCACAUUCUGCAUACUUUAUAUCUCUUGUCAACUUAAGGAGCACAAACUAGAGUGAAUAUUCCUGUAUUAUAUACACAGGCCCAUGUGUGCUGCAGUUAAGCAGUCGUUGGGAUCGAGAAGCAACGUGGUACAUUUUAAAAAGCAGUUGACUUCCUUUCUCUUCUAUUCAUUACAAUUUCAGAGCACUGUGUAUUUUGGGGCUCUGUGGCAUAACAGUGCUUAUCUUAGUACACCAUGGAAAGAAGUGAUUAGCAUUACAGUGAAAGUAUUGUGACUGCCAUCUUUUUCUGAAACAUAGCUCAUUCUCAGUCGGUUCAGAGGAUUAUAGCCUUAAAAAUCGCAAAUGGAUUAAACUGGUAUCAUUUUUGCAGCUUGCUUGGGGCAAAGAAUGAAUGCAAUUUGACCAGUCAUUUAUGGCGGCCUGCCUGGGGCUUGACUAUUCUCAGUGUUUGCAGCACAAAUAAAAAGAAGCCAGUGUACUGGGCUUGGUGGACCAUGAAUUCUGCAAAGUUUAGCAACACCAGUUAAAACCUUCCUUACAUAGCUUUAUUUGUAAGCCUUCACAGCUUCAGUGUAUUCGAGUGUUGGGAAUGGGGGAGGAGAUGGUUAACACAAGGGGCUCUUUGGGACAGCUCCCAGAGGUGAAACCCCUUCGUUUUGCCCAAAAGGUUGGCAUUCUUGCGUUUACAUUUUGAACAUUUGCACCUUUACAAAGAAAAAGUAUUCUGUAAACAGUUGUUUACAUGUAUCAUUAAUGCUUUUUCUAGCAUGAGUUAACUUGUAUAAAUAGCAUUACCUUAAUAAAAUCUUGUUUGGGA